GCCGGACUGGAGAGUGAAGCCCUGCCCCCGAGCCCGCCGGGUGCCCACCACCGCCACAGCAAGGCCGCCCGGCCUGGGCCACCGCGUCGCCAUGGCUGGGGGCCGUGGGGCCCCCGGGCGCGGCCGGGACGAGCCUCCGGAGAGCUACCCGCAGCGGCAGGAGCACGAGCUGCAGGCUCUGGAGGCCAUCUACGGCGCCGACUUCCAGGACCUGCGGCCGGACGCGCGCAAAUCGGUCAACGAGCCCCCUGAAAUCAACUUAGUUCUGUACCCCCAGGGCCUAACUGGUGAAGAAGUAUACGUGCAAGUGGAUUUGAGGGUUAAAUGCCCACCAACCUACCCAGAUGUAGUCCCUGAAAUAGAGUUAAAGAAUGCCAAAGGUCUAUCAAAUGAAAGUGUUCAUUUAUUAAAAUCCCACCUAGAGAAAGUGGCCAAAAAACAUUGUGGAGAGGUGAUGAUAUUUGAACUGGCCGACCAUGUGCAAUCAUUUCUCAGCGAGCAUAACAAGCCCCCUCCCAAGUCUUUCCAUGAGGAAAUGCUGGAAAGGCGGGCUCAGGAGGAGCAGCGGAGGCUGUUGGAGGCCAAGCAGAAGGUAGAGCAGGAGCAACGUGAAAUCCUUCAUGAGAUUCAAAGAAGGAAAGAAGAGAUAAAAGAAGAGAGAAAAAGAAAAGAAAUGGCUAAGCAGGAGCGUUUGGAAAUUGCUAGUUUGUCAAACCAAGAUCAAAACUCUAGGAAAGACGCAGGAGGACACAGAAUAUCUGCCAUUCUGCAUGGAGGCUCUCCUGACUUUGUAGGAAAUGGUAAACAUCGGACCAACUCCUCUGGAAGGUCUAGGCGAGAACGUCAGUAUUCUCUGUGUAGUAGUGAAGAUUCUUCUGGCUCUUGUGAAGUCCUGUAUUUCUCUAUGGGUAGCCCUGAUCAGCUCAUGGUUUACAAAGGGAGGUGCAUUGGCAGUGAUGAGCAGCUUGGAAAAUUAGUUUAUAAUGCUUUGGAAACGGCCACUGGCAACUUUGUGUCAUUGCAUGAGUGGGUCCUUCGGUGGCAGAAAAAAAUGGGCCCGUUCCUUACCAGUCAAGAGAAGGAGAAGAUUGAUAAGUGCAAAAAGCAGAUUCAAGGGGCAGAAACGGAAUUCAACUCACUGGUAAAAUUGAGCCAUCCAAAUGUAGUACGCUACUUUGCAAUGAAUCUCAAAGAGCAAGAUGACUCCAUCAUGGUGGACAUUUUAUUGGAGCACAUUAAUGGGGUCUCCCUCUCUGCACAUCUGAGCCACUCAGGCCCCAUCCCUGUGUAUCAACUCCGCAAGUACACAGCUCAGCUCUUGUCUGGCCUCGAUUAUUUGCACAGCAAUGACGUGGUGCACAAGGUUCUGAAUGCAUCAAAUGUCUUGGUGGAUGCAGAGGGCAAUGUCAAGAUUACGGACUACAGCAUUUCAAAGCGCCUAGCAGACAUUUGCAAGGAGGAUGUGUUUGAGCAGAGCCGAGUUAGUUUUAGUGACAGUGCCCUACCUUAUAAAACGGGGAAGAAAGGGGAUGUUUGGUGUCUUGGCCUUCUGCUGCUCUUCCUCAGCCAAGGACAAGAAUGCGGAGAGUACCCUGUGACCAUCCCUAGUGACUUACCAGCUGACUUCCAAGAUUUUCUAAAGAAGUGUGUUUGCUUGGAUGACAAGGAAAGAUGGAGUCCCCAGCAAUUGUUGAAACACAGCUUUAUCAAUCCACAGCCGAAAAUGUCUUUAUUGGAACAGAGUCCUGACGAUUCUGGAGGACAAGAUUAUGUUGAGACUGUUAUUCCUAGUAAGCAGCUACCCAGUGCAGCGUUCUUCAGUGAGACACAGAGACAGUUUUCCCGAUAUUUCAUUGAGUUUGAAGAAUUACAGCUUCUCGGCAAAGGAGCCUUCGGAGCUGUCAUCAAGGUGCAGAACAAGCUGGAUGGCUGCUGCUACGCGGUGAAGCGCAUCCCCAUCAAUCCGGCCAGUAGGCAUUUCCGCAGGAUCAAGGGCGAGGUGACGCUGCUGUCGCGCCUGCACCAUGAGAACAUAGUGCGCUACUAUAACGCCUGGAUAGAGAGAUACGAGCGGCCCGUGGGCCCGGGGAUGCUGCCGCAGGAUUCGGACUCAUGGCCCCAGGCACCAGAUGGGCGAGCUUUGUCCCAGCCUUCCCCAGGCAACGACAGCCCCGACGGCGAUGGCGCCGGUAGCAUGGAAGCUGCCGCGCCACCGCCCAUCCUCAGCUCCGUGGAGUGGAGCACAUCUGGCGAGCGUUCGGCCAGCGCCCGCUUCCCCUCUGCCCGCCCAGGCUCCAGCAGCGAGGAGGACGACGACGACGACGACGAGCACGAGGGCGUCUUCUCGCAGCCCUUCCUACCUGCUUCAGAUUCUGACAGUGAUGUCAUCUUUGAAGAUGAGAACAGUAAGAGUCAGAAUCAGGAAGAAGACUGCAAUGGGAAGAACAGUUGCCAUGAAAGUGAGCCAUCAACAACCAUUGAAGCUGUGCACUACCUGUAUAUCCAGAUGGAGUACUGCGAGAAGAGUACUUUGCGUGACACCAUUGACCAGGGGCUGUAUCAAGAUACCAUCAGACUCUGGAGGCUUUUUCGAGAGAUUCUGGAUGGAUUAGCUUAUAUCCAUGAAAAAGGAAUGAUUCACCGAGAUUUGAAGCCUGUCAACAUUUUUUUGGAUUCUGAUGACCAUGUAAAAAUAGGUGAUUUUGGUUUAGCGACAGACCAUCUUGCCUUCACUGCUGACGGCAAGCAAGAUGAUACAGCGGAUCACUUGAUUAAAUCAGACCCCUCAGGUCAUUUGACUGGGAUGGUUGGUACUGCUUUAUACGUAAGCCCAGAGGUCCAAGGAAGCAGCAGACCCACGUACAACCAGAAAGUGGAUCUCUUCAGCCUGGGAAUUAUCUUCUUUGAGAUGUCCUAUCACCCCAUGGUCACGGCCUCAGAAAGGAUCUUUGUUCUCAACCAACUCAGAGAUCCCACUUCACCUAAGUUUCCAGAAGACUUCGAUGAUGGAGAGCAUACAAAGCAGAAAUCUGUCAUCUCCUGGCUGUUGAACCACGAUCCCGCCAAGCGGCCCACAGCCACAGAGCUGCUCAAGAGUGAGCUGCUGCCCCCACCCCAGAUGGAGGAGUCAGAGUUGCAUGAGGUUCUGCACCACACCCUGGCCAACGUGGACGGGAAGGCCUACCGCACCAUGAUGGCCCAGAUCUUCUCCCAGCGCAUCAGCCCAGCCAUUGAUUACACCUACGACAGCAACAUGCCGAAGGGCUUCUCAAUCCGUACAUCCAAGAUACAGCAACAUGUGUGUGAUACCAUCGUCCGCAUUUUUAAAAAACACGGAGCUGUCCAGUUGUGUACUCCACUACUGCUUCCCCAAAAUAGGCAAAUAUACGAGCACAAUGAAGCUGCCUUAUUCAUGGACCACAGCGGGAUGCUGGUGAUGCUUCCCUUUGACCUACGGGUUCCUUUUGCAAGAUACGUGUCAAGAAAUAAUAUAUUGAAUUUGAAACGUUACUGCAUAGAACGUGUCUUCAGACCUCGCAAGUUAGACCGAUUUCACCCCAAAGAACUUCUGGAAUGUGCAUUUGACAUUGUCACGUCUACCACCAACAGCUCUCUGCCCACUGCUGAAGUCAUCUACACGAUCUGUGAGAUCAUCCAGGAGUUCCCGGCACUGCAGGAAAGAAAUUACAGUAUUUACUUGAACCACACCAUGUUAUUGAAAGCAAUCUUCUUACACUGUGGGAUCCCAGAAGAUAAACUCAGUCAAGUCUAUGUUAUUCUGUAUGAUGCAGUGACAGAAAAGCUGACAAGGAGAGAAGUGGAAGCCAAGUUUUGUAAUCUGUCUCUGUCAUCUAAUAGUCUGUGUCGACUCUACAAAUUCAUUGAGCAGAAGGGAGAUUUGCAAGAUCUAACACCAGCAAUAAAUUCAUUAAUAAAACAGAAAACAGGUGUUGCCCAACUGGUGAAGUAUGGCUUGAAAGACUUAGAGGAGAUCAUUGGGCUGUUGAAGAAACUCGGCAUCAAGUUACAGGUCUUGAUCAACUUGGGCUUGGUUUACAAAGUACAGCAGCACAACGGAGUCAUCUUCCAGUUUGUGGCGGUCAUCAGACGGAGGCAAAGGGCUAUAUCAGAAAUCCUUGCAGCUGGAGGCAGAUACGACCUGCUGAUUCCCCAGUUUAGAGGACCGCAGGCUCUGGGACCAGUCCCGACAGCUGUUGGGGUCAGCAUAGCCAUAGACAAGAUAUCUGCAGCUAUCCUCAACAUGGAAGAACCUGUUACAAUAAGCUCUUGUGACCUCCUGAUCGUAAGUGUUGGCCAGAUGUCCAUGUCCAGGGCCAUCAACCUAACCCAGAAACUUUGGUCAGCAGGAAUCACAGCACAGAUCAUGUACGACUGGUCACAGUCCCAAGAAGAACUCCAGGAAUACUGCAGAUACCACGAAAUCACCUACGUGGCCCUCGUCUCAGAUAAAGGAGGAAGCUAUGUCAAGGUUAAGUCUUUUGAGAAGGAAAGGCAAACAGAAAAACUUGUGCAGGAGUCUGAUCUUAUAGACCACGUUUUGCAGAAACUCAGAACUAAAGUCAGUGAUGAAAGGACUAUCAGAGAAGCUUCUGAUAAUCUCGCAGUGCAAAAUCUGAAGGGGUCCUUUUCUAAUGCUUCAGGUUUGUUUGAAAUCCACGGAGCAGCAGUUGUCCCCAUUGUGAGCGUGAUAGCCCCAGAGAAGCUGUCAGCCAGCACGAGGAGGCGUUAUGAAACUCAGGUACAAACACGACUUCAGACCUCCCUUGCCAACUUACAUCAGAAAAGCAAUGAAAUUGAAAUUUUGGCUGUGGAUCUACCCAAAGAAACAAUCUUACAGUUUUUAUCGUUAGAGUGGGAUGCUGAUGAACAGGCAUUUAACACAACUGUGAAGCAGCUGCUGUCACGCCUGCCAAAGCAGAGAUAUCUCAAAUUAGUCUGUGAUGAAAUUUAUAACAUCAAAGUAGAGAAAAAGGUAUCUGUGCUAUUCCUGUAUAGCUACAGAGAUGACUACUACCGAAUCUUAUUUUAAUCAUAAAGAAUAGUCAUCAUCUUGUUCUAAGAUAGGAGCUUAUACUAUGAAAUGUUGUACAUUCAUUGUAAUUUUAACUUUACAUUGUAAGAAGCUGUCCUACAAAGUUGAGCUUUGUAAGUUUUUCAUGUGUAAUAUAUAAAUUUAUCUUUUUGAAUAUAAUGCUUCCAUGUAUCUGCUUUUAAGUUGCAAAUCUGUUGACACCAAAGCUUUUGUGGAGCUAGAACACAAGAGCCAUGUUCUUCCCUUAUUUCUAAUUACUAAGCACAUGAAAAUGCCCAAACUACCCCAACAUAUCAACCCAAAAGGUCCCCAGCAAGAUACAUAGUAAUUAAAACAGCAGAAAAUAGUAAUAAAGAGAAUUUUAAAAGCAGCAAGAGAAAACUGUUACAUACAAGGGAAACCCCAUAAGCUAUCAGCUAAUUUUUCAGCAGAAACUUUCAGAAGGGUGUUCCAUGAUACAUGCAAAGUACUGAUAGAAAAAAAAAAACCUGCAGCCAAGAAUACUGUAUCCAGCAAAGCUAUCAUCCAGAGUAGAAGAAAUAAAAAGUUUCUCAAACAAAAGUUAAAGGAAUUCAUGACCACUAAACCAGCCCUGUAAAAAGUUUUAAAGGGAACUCAAUGGACAGGAAAAACUAUUGUAGGGACAAGAAAAGUAGGAAGCACCAAAGCGAUAAAAUUAAGUAUAUCUGUAAAAAUUAAUCGAGGGAAAAAUAAAAUUAGUCAAGGAAGUCACAAAAGGAUAUAAAAUGACACCAUAUACCUAGAAUGUGGCGGGGAGAGGAGUAAAGAAUGGGUUCAAAUUUAAGUGAUUAUCAACUUAAUGUAGAUUGCUAUAUGUGUAAGAGGUUUGUUACUAACGUAAUGGUAACCACAAAGCAAAAACUGGUUAACAGAUAUACGAAAAAUAGAGAAAAGAAUAUCACUAAGGAAAGCCUCCAAACCAUGAGAGAAGAGAGAAAGAGAGGAAAGAAACAGAACUACAAAAACACCUAUAAAAUAAAACCAUACAUAAGGGACGCCUGGGUGGCUUGAUUGAGCAUCUGCCUUCAGCUCAGGGUGUAACCCUGGAGUCCCAGGAUCAAGUCCCACGUUGGAGUCCCUGCAGGGAGCCUGCGUCUCCCUCUGCCUGUGUCUCUCGUGAAUAAACAAAAAAAAUAUUAAAAAAGAAAAAAUAUAUUAGAAAAAAAGGGGGGGAACCCUUUUGCACUGUUGGUGGGAAUGCAAACUGGUGCAGUUACUCUGGAAAAUAGUAUGGAGGUUCCUCAAAGAGUUAAAAAUAAAACUACACUAUGACCCAACAAUGGUCCUACUAGGUGUUUAUCCAAAGGAUACAAAAAUGCUGAUUUGAAGGACCACACACAUCCCCAUGUUUAUAGCAGCACUAUCAGCAAUAGGCAAAUUAUGAAAAAGCUCAAUUUUCCACUGACUGAUAAAUGGAUAAAGAAGAUGUGGUAUAUACAAACAGCGGAAUAUUACUCAGCCAUCAAAAAGAAUGAAAUCUUGCUAUUUGCAAAAUGUGGACAGAACUUAGAACUAGAGUAUAUGAUGCUAAGUGAAAUCAGGCAAAGAAAGACAAACAUGAUUUCACUUAUGUGGAAUUUAAGAAACCAAACACAUGAACAUAGGGGGAAGGAGGGAAAAAUAAGAUAAAAACAGGGAGGCAAACGGUAAGUGACUUUCUUUUAACAUUUUUAUUUACUUGAAGAGAGAGAGAGAGAGAGCACAACUCCAGGGUGAGGCAGAAACAGAUUCCCUGCUGAGCAGGGAGCCUGACGUCGGGCUCAAUCCCAGGACUCCAAGAUCAUGACCUGAGCCAAGGGCAGAUGCUUAACCAACUGAGCCACCCAGGUGCCCCAAACCAUAAGUCACUCUUAACCAUAGAGAACAAAGUGAGGGUUGCUGGAGGGGAGAUGAGUGGGGUGAUGGGCUAAACGGGUGAUGGGGAUUAAGGGGUUCACUUUGUGAUGAGCACUGAGUGUUAUUUGUAAGUGAUAAAUCAUUAAAUUCUACUCCUGAAGUGAAUUUUAUAUUAAUAUUUGUUAACUUGAAUUUAAAAAAAAAAAAAAAAGAUUUUAUUUAUUCAUGAGAGACAGAGAGAGAGAGAUAGGGAGCCCGAUGUGGGACUCAGUCCCAGGACUCUGGGAUCACCACCUGAGCCAAAGGCAGAUGCUGAACUGCUGAGCCAUUCAGGCAUCCCAACUAACUUGAAUUUAAAUAAAAAUAUGUAAAAUAGCCGUAAGUGCAUACCUAUCAAUAAUUACUUUGUAAAUGGACUAAACACACCCAUCAAAAGACAAAGAGUGAUAGAAUGGAUAAAAAAGAAAGGCCCAUCUACAUCCUGGCUCCAAGACACUCAUUUCAGACCCAAAAACACCUGCAGAUUGAAAGUGAAGGGAUGGGAAAGUACUUAUGCAAAUGGAAGUGAAAAGAAAGCUGGGGGAGCCAUCCUUGCAUGAAACAAAAUAAACUUUAAAACAAAGACCAGUAGGGCACCUGGGUUAUAUCUGGGUUAUUGACUGUCUGACUCUUGGUUUUGGCUCAGAUCGUGAUCUCAGGGUCAUUAGAUGGAGCCCUGUGUUGGCCUCCGCACUCAGCAUAAUCUGCUUGGGAUUCUCGCUCCCUCACUCUCCUCCUCCCCCCAACUCCACAGUCUGUCUGUUUCUCUGUCUCUCAAAUAAAUAAAUCUUUAAAAAAAAAUUAAAAGUUUGGGAUGCCUGGGUGGCUUGGGUUGAGCAUCUGCCUUCAGCUCAGGGCAUGAUCCCAGAGUCCGGGGAUGGAGUCUCACAGCGGGAUCCCUGCAUGGAGCCUACUUCUCCCUCUGCCUAUGUCUCUGCCUCUCUGUCUAGAUAGAUAGAUAGAUAGAUAGAUAGAUAGAUAGAUAGAUAGAUAGAUAGAUAGAUAGAUAGAUAGAUAGAAAGAAAUUAAGAAAAAGACUGUAACAAGAGAUGAAGGGCACUACAUAAUAAUAAAAAAGGGACAAUCCAUAAGAGGAUAUAAGUAUACAUACACUUAACAUGGAAGCUCUAAAAAAUCAGGUAAUAACAAAGGAAGUAAUCAAUAGUAAUACAUAACAGUAGGGGACUUAACACCGCACUUACAUUAACAGAUAGAUCAUCCAAACAAAAAAUCAACAAGGAAACUAGUUUUGAAUGAUACACUGGACAAGAUGGAUCUAAUAUAUAUUCAGAACAUUCAUUCCAUCCUAGAACAGCAAAAUACACAUUCUGCUCAAGUGCACAUGGAACAUUCUCCAGAAUAGAUCGCAUAUCAGGCCACAAAACAAGCCGCAACAAAUAAGUUACAUUAUGCAUUUUUUCCAACCACAGCACUAUGAAACUAGAACUCAACUGUAAGAAAAAAUCUAGAAAGAGCACAAAUGGAAGUUAAAGAACAUGGUACUCAAACAGUGAGUGGGUCAAUCACAAAAUCAAAAAGGAAAUUAAAAAAUAAAUGAAGACAAAUGAAAUAAAAAUAUGGGGCACCUGGGUGGCUCAGUCCUGAUCCUGGGGUCCUGGGAUCGAGUCCCACAUCAGGCUCCCCAUAAGGAGCCUCUUCUCCCUCUGCCUAUGUCUCUGCCUCUCUCUGUGUCUCUCCUGGAUAAAUAAAACCUUUAAAAAACAAAACAAACAAAAAAAAGAAAAUGGAUAAAAACCUGUAUGAUCAUUUCAACCAAUGCAGAAAAAGGAGUCAACAAAGUACAACAUCUAUUCAUGAUAAAAAAUCCUCUCAAACUAGGUUUAGAGGGAACAUACUUCAACAUAAUAAAGGCCAUAUAUGAAAAACCCACAGCUAACCUCACACUCAAUGGUGAAAACCUGAGGACUUCUCCUCUAAGAUCAGGAAAAAGACAAGGAUGACUACACUCACCAUUUUUAUUCAACUUAGUACUAGAAGUCCCAGUCGCAGCAAUCAGACAAAAAAAGAAAUAAAAGGCAUCCAGAUUUGUAAGAAAGUAAAACUUUUUGUAAAAAAAAAAAAAAAAAGAUUAUAUUGGGAUGCCUGGGUAGCUUAGUAGUUGAGCAUCUGCCUUCAACUCAGCGAGAUCCCAGGGUCCUGGGUUCGAGUCCCACAUCAGGCUCCCUCCAUGGAGCCUGCUUCUCCCUCUACCUGUCUCUGCCUCUCUCAUAAAUAAAUAAAAUAUUUUUUUAAAAAAUGUAUUAGGGCAGUCCCCGUGGCGCAGCGGUUUAGCACCACCUGCAGCCCAGGGCGUGAUCCUGGAGACCCUAGAUCGAGUCCCACGUCAGGCUCUCUGUAUGAUGCCUGUUUCUCCCUCUGCCUGUGUCUCUGCCUCUCUCUCUCUGUCUCUAUGAAUAAAUAUUUUUUUUAAAAAAUGUAUUAGAGAGCAGCAUGCAUUGGGGUUGGGGAGUAGGAGGGUGUGAGGGGAGGCAGAGGGAGAAGCAGACUUCCCACUGAGCAGGGAUCCCAAUGUGAGGCUCAAUUCCAGGACCCCAGAAUCAUGACCCGAGCCAAAGGCAGAUACUUAACCGAAUGAGCCACUCAGGUGCCCCAAGAAAGUAAACUUUAUUCACUACUUGCAGGUGUCACAAUACUACUAUAUACAGAAAUACCUAAAGACUCCAACAAAAGACUACUAGAACUGAUGAAUUCAGUAAGGUUGUAGGAUACAAAAUCAAUAUACAGAAAUCCACUGCAUUUCGAUAUACUAAUAAUGAAGUAGCAAAAAGACUAAGAAAACAAUCCCAUUUACAACUGCACCAAAAAUAACAAAAAUACCUAGGAAUAAAGGAGGUGAAAGAAACUGAAGAUGACACAAACAAAUGGAAACUAUUCCAUGGAUUGAAGAACAAAUAUUGUUAAGAUGUCCACACAACCCAAAGCAAUCUACAGAUUUUUUUAAAGAUUUUAUUUAUUUAUUCAUGAGAGACGGGGGGGGGGGGCGGGGGGUGUGCAGAGACACAGGAAGAGGGAGAAGCAGGCUCCAUGUAGGGAGCCCCACGUGGGACUCGAUCCCGGGUCUCCAGGAUCAGGCCCUGAGCCGAAGGUGGCACUAAAUCCCUGAGUCACCCGGGCUGCCCGCAACCUACAGAUUUAAUGCCAUCUCUAUCAAAAUACCAACAUUCUUCACAGAACUAGAACAAAUAAUUCUAAAAUCUGUAUGGAACCACAAAAGACCCCAAAAUAACCAAAGCAAUUGUGAAAAAGAACAAAAAAUCUGGACGUACCACAAUCCAGAUUACUACAACUUUGUAAAUUGUUACUUUGUUACUACAACUUAGUAAGUUGUACAUAUAGUACAGACAGUAUAGACAUACAGAUCAAUGGAACAGAACAGAGAGCCCAGAAAUAAACCCGUUAUUAUAUAUUCAUUUGAUCUUUGACAAAGGAGGCAAGAAAAUGCAAUGGAAAAAAGUCUCUUUCAACAAAUAGUGGUGAGAAAAGUGGACCCCUUACUUAUACAAUACACAAAAAUAAACUCAAAAUGGAUUAAGGACCUUAACUGUGAGACUGGAAACCACAAAAGUCCGAGAUGAGAGCACUAGUAAUUAUUCUGACAUAUACCAUAGCAACAUUUUUCUAGAUUUGUUUCCUGAAGCAAAGGAAACAAACGCAAAAAACUAUUGGGACUACACCAAAAUAAAAAGCUUCUGCACAGCCAAGGUAACAAUAAAACUAAAAGACAACCUAUGGAAUGGGAGAAGGUAUUUGUAAAUGACAUAUCAUAUAUAGGGUUAGUAUCCAAAAUAUGUAAAGAACUUCUAUAACUCAACAACAAUCCAAAUAAAAAUGGGCAUUAGACAUGAACAUACAUUUCUCCAAAGAUAACAUACAUAUGGAGAACAGACACAUUAAAAAUGCUCAACAUUGGGAUCCCUGGGUGGCGCAGCGGUUUGGCGCCUGCCUUUGGCCCAGGGCGGAUCCUGGAGACCCGGGAUCGAAUCCCACGUCGGGCUCCCGGUGCAUGGAGCCUGCUUCUCCCUCUGCCUGUGUCUCUGCCUCUCUCUG
Molecule: messenger RNA, 11017 nt
Organism: Nyctereutes procyonoides (raccoon dog)
Lineage: Eukaryota; Metazoa; Chordata; Mammalia; Carnivora; Canidae
Gene: EIF2AK4
Product: eukaryotic translation initiation factor 2 alpha kinase 4
Exons: 39
Coding region: 92-5050 (1652 amino acids)
Biological process (GO): regulation of translational initiation by eIF2 alpha phosphorylation; DNA damage checkpoint signaling
Molecular function (GO): protein binding; eukaryotic translation initiation factor 2alpha kinase activity; ATP binding
Source: RefSeq, a predicted model, not a curated record